UAAUAAGCAAACUCAUCUUCUUCUGUACUUCACUUCCUCGGUUACUCCACAUCUUCAUAUCUAAAAACCUCUCUCUCUCUUCUUUGAUAGAUAGCAUUACUAGAAAUGGUGGUGGCAUCUCCAACCCCAAUUCGCAGUGAAAAAAUCCAGGCCAUUGAGUUGCCCAUAAUCGACCUCUCAUUGGCAAAUAAUAAUAACAAGAGAUCAGAGUUGCAGAAUCGAAUCGUUCGAGCCUGUGAAGAAUUUGGUUUCUUCAAAGUGAUAAACCAUGGCGUUUCGCAAGAAACCAUAGCGAAAAUGGAACAAGAAAGUCUUAGCUUCUUUGCAAAGCCCGUCCCUGAAAAGCAACUUUCUGGCCCUGCUAAUCCUUUCGGUUAUGGCUGCAAAAAUAUUGGCUUUAAUGGUGAUACGGGAGAAGUUGAAUAUCUUCUUCUCAAUACCCAUCCUCUCUCCAUUGCUCAAAGAUCCAAAACCAUUUCCAAUGACCCUAUCAAAUUCAGCUCUGCUGUGAGUGGUUACAUAGAAGCAGUUAGAGAGGUGGCAUGUGAGCUUUUAGAUCUGAUGGCAGAAGGGCUACAGGUCCCACAAACCUCAGUGUUUAGCAGCUUGAUCAGAGACGUCGACAGUGACUCCAUCCUCAGGCUUAAUUACUACCCGCCUAUGCCUAUUCUCUGCAAGGAUAACGACACAUCACCUUCUUCUAAUUACACAACCAGAGUUGGCUUCGGAGAGCACUCUGACCCUCAGAUCUUAACUCUCUUGAGAUCCAACGAUGUUGGUGGCCUCCAGAUUUCGUUAGAUGACGGUGUGUGGGUCCCUGUCUCUCCUGACCCCACUGCCUUCUGCGUUAAUGUUGGUGAUGUUUUACAGGCUAUGACAAAUGGAAGAUUUGUGAGUGUGAGACAUAGAGCUCUAACCAAUUCAGACCAGUCCAGGAUGUCAAUGGCGUAUUUUGCUGCACCACCUUUGAAUGCCAAGAUCACAGCACUGCCAGAGAUGGUUUCAACCAUUAAGCCCUCCUUGUAUAGGACUUUCACUUGGGCUGAUUAUAAGAAAGCAGCUUAUUCUUUGCGCCUAGGUGAUAGCCGUAUUGAUCUAUUCAGGAAACAAGGAGAAGAGGUAGCUUGAUAUCUUUUGUAGGGUCUUGGCUUCUUGCCUUUAUGUGUACCCCUGAAUGGGGAAUUUUGGUUACACAUGGAAAGAUCAAAGUUGUAGUCUUGUAGCUCGGAGACAGCGGAAUGGUUUUCCAUCUACAGUGUAGUGUUUUUGUGUAAAAUUUCCUUUCUUUUCUCCAAGCCUGGCCCUCUUUUUUUUCCUCCUCUCUUUUUUCUGCUGUCAAGUAACUCAAUGCUCAUUGAAAAGAUAAGGAAAGCCAUAAAGAAAAAUUGGACAUCACGAGCUUAUGAUUAUUUAUA
This is a messenger RNA of Jatropha curcas, 1415 nucleotides long. It is a transcript of the gene GA2OX4, whose product is annotated as gibberellin 2-oxidase 4. The record is from RefSeq and is a predicted model, not a curated record. Lineage: Eukaryota; Viridiplantae; Streptophyta; Magnoliopsida; Malpighiales; Euphorbiaceae.